AUGGAAGUGCCGGACUCAAAGAGAAUUGUCCUUCUGGGGAAAACUGGAUGCGGCAAAAGCAGCUUGGGAAACACCAUAUUUGGAGAGGAAGUCUUCAAGAUCAGCCACUUGCCCGUUUCUGAGCUACGUCUGUCUCGAGGGGAAACCAGACCUGUUAAUGGCAGGAACCUCACUCUGAUUGACAGUCCCAGUCUUUUUGACACCUGUGACUCUGAAGUCAUGCUUAGGGAAAAGAUCCUGAGGUGCAUCACAGAGUGCGCUCCCGGACCUCACGCUUUCCUCAUCGUUCUUAAAGUGGAGAAAUUCACAAAGCAGGAGAAAGACGUCAUCAGAGAAAUAUGCAGACACUUCUCUGAAGAGGCUCUGAAAUUUGCUUCAGUUGUCUUCACCCAUGGAGAUCAGCUCCCAGAGGGAAGGAAGAUCGAGGACUUUGUCCAACACAACGAAGAACUGAGUGACCUAGUGAAAAACUGUGGAGGCAGGUGCCAUGUUGUAGACAAUAAAUACUGGAACCGUAAUACAGGAGACAAUUAUAGGAACAACAAGCUCCAAGUGGCAGAAAUACUGAGUACAAUUGAUAAGAUUAGUGAAGCAAAUGAUGGCAAGUUCUACACCAAUGAAAUGCUGCAAGCAGUGAUAAACCAAAUAGAGGUAGAGGAGGCAAUUAUGAAGCACUCAUCAACUAACCAAUCAUCAGAGGAAACUAGAAACAAAGUUAAAAGAAGUGUGUUUAAUUUGUUAUUGUGUCAGCUAGUGGGUACUGCUACAGGUGCAUUGUUAGGAGCAUUCCUUGGUGUGACCAAGCACAUUAAACUCUUUUUUAGUGGGUCAGAACAUUCAAAUGUUCCACCACAAGCAUCUGUCCAAAGCCCGACAUUGCUUUCUGAGGCUGCUAUAAGUGAAGCCAUGAGGGGAGUCUGGACAGGAUACAAUGCAGGUGCAGAAGCAGAGACUGUACGGGAGGCAUUUGGUGAAGCCAUGAAAGCUGUUUGGCAUCAGAGUCCCAAGACGGACUCAAGUGUAAAAAGAGAACAAAAGGAGAAAGACUCGGAGAGUAAAGGAAAGGCAGAAACAGAUUAAUUGUAUCUGUUAGAACAUGUUAAAUGUG
Poecilia reticulata (guppy) is the source of this 1108-nucleotide messenger RNA. RefSeq names its product GTPase IMAP family member 7-like. NCBI's taxonomy places the organism in Eukaryota, Metazoa, Chordata, Actinopteri, Cyprinodontiformes, Poeciliidae. The record is from RefSeq and is a predicted model, not a curated record. Gene Ontology annotation, molecular function: GTP binding.